Messenger RNA from Branchiostoma floridae (Florida lancelet), 4659 nucleotides. Its product is annotated as gastrin-releasing peptide receptor-like. Gene Ontology annotation, biological process: G protein-coupled receptor signaling pathway. Gene Ontology annotation, cellular component: membrane. Gene Ontology annotation, molecular function: G protein-coupled peptide receptor activity. The transcript has 2 exons. Bases 971 to 2263 code for a protein of 430 amino acids. The record is from RefSeq and is a predicted model, not a curated record. Lineage: Eukaryota; Metazoa; Chordata; Leptocardii; Amphioxiformes; Branchiostomatidae.
CACAUGCAUACACAGGUGCCGCACUUCACCUUUUUUCUUAGAAAAAAAGAAAUAAAAGUAAGUAAUUCUGACCAACAGCCUGGUAGAUUUAGAUAGCCCUUACACUCAUCUUACGCUGUCCGAUUGGCGCGUCAAUCAAAAAUCAUGUGUGGCCCAUACUAUGCAAUUCUACAGGUGUUUACCAGCCAAAGAAUAGACCAGCUCGGAAAUUGCCCCGUACACUUUACAACUGGGAAAUAACUAGCCGUCGGCUCGGAAACGCUUCAACUGGGAUGAUUUAUUAUCUGUUACGCGGAUAACAUAUAACGUUUGGUUAGAUUUGAAAAAUACGGCAAAUUACUUAAAGUUUGUAUGCAUAACUUACUAAGAAAGAAAUCAAAGCAAAUGCCAUCGAUGGGUUAUUUCAUCUAGCUUUGUCAGUCCUACGUCAAUGUUUACGAAAAUCCUGUACACCAGAAUGACAGUGACAAAAAGAUGUCAGCAGGUCCAUUAUUUGUUCUGCGGGGUCUUCCCCAUCUGGAACAUACCAUAACGCCAUUUCCUGUAGAUUGUUGCGACGGCUUCGUCACUGCUUGCCGGCUGACGUGCAUGUACGGACCUAUGGUACAUUAUGGUAUUGAUCUCUGGGCGGGGCUUAGCCAAACCCCACAAAGCACUGAUGACCGUAGGAUACAGUAUAAGUAGUGUGCGGUUGUUCCGAGCUGGUCAGAUCGGUAGAUGUGAAAAUCGCGGGUAGGAGAUUUUCUAGAGAGUUCUGUAGUAGGUCUACGUGGGUGUGCGUUCUUCUACAACAGUUAUUGAGCUAAUUCCUUGGUAAAUCGAGAGACACCAUCGAGGCUUUUAUCGGCUUACGUGGAGAGACUACCAGCGAUGAACUGAAGAGAGGUAAGCUCUCCAAGUUUUUUUGUCGCCGUCAAAAAUCGGAAGCUGGUGCGCUCGUCCUGCCUUGCGUAUUAGAAAGAUAAAAGGAAUGGUGAGCAGUUCUCUUUUGAACUCUUCUCAAGACUCAAAAGACAGGAUUGAUUCAACAGGCUUGGUGGAUCAGGUAGUGCUGGCGGCGUGGCACUCAAGUGACGACUACAGAAAUCGCACUAAUCUGACUCAGAAGGCUUUCCAGUGGGCCAGCAUGGGGACUUCUAGUGACGACGAUGUCGGAGAACCGCCGAAAUGGGCUCUGGUAAUCGUGGCGGUCAUCUUCUCCACCAUUGCACUGACCGGCAUCCUAGGCAACGGGACGGUCAUCAGGAUCGUGUGGUCAAACAAAACAAUGAGAAACGUCCCGAACAUUUUCAUCGCAAGUCUGGCCAUGGCCGACCUCCUGGUUCUGGUCAGCUGCGUGCCGAUCACCGUGGCUAACUACUUCCUCGGGGAGUACGUUUUCGGCGACAUCAUGUGUAAACUGACGCCAUUUGUCCAGUUCACGUCCAUCGGAGUGUCCAUCUUCACGCUGACGGCCAUGAGUUACGACCGCUACCGAGCCAUCGUCAAGCCGAUGAGUCUCCAGGCUAAUCACGCGCUCAGACGUACAAACAUCUUGGCCGUUUCCAUCUGGAUAGGAAGCAUGUGUCUGGCCAUUCCGGACGUUGUCUUCUCAAAGGUGGUAGAACUCAACAUCACAACCUUUAACGAUACAAACCCUAACGACACGUCUGUGAUAUUCCUGCGCUCCUGUGCUCCGUUCCCGAUGGAGUACAAACCGCUCUACCCCCAAGCUAAGGCUCUGGUACAGUUUACAGUGAUGUACUGUAUCCCACUCAUCACCAUCGGAGUCUUCUACGUCCUGAUCGCCCGUCACCUCAUCCUCUCCGCACGGAACAUGCCCUGUAAGAACAUGUCGACGGUUCGACAACUGGAGGCGCGCAAGAACGUCGCCAAGACCGUGCUGAUCCUCGUGGCCAUCUUCGCCCUGUGCUGGCUGCCCGUGCACAUCGUCAACCUGUGGCUCUGGUUCUCCUGGGGGAACUCUCCCCUCCCACCCCCACCCCUGGUGCAGUUCGCAGGCAUGGUCGUGUCACAGGGACUCAUGUACUCCAACUCCUGUGUCAACCCCUUCGCGCUCUUCCUUCUCAGCAAGAGUUUCCGCGACCUCUUCAAACGGUACCUGUUGUGCUGCUGCAUCACCGAGGCAGAGCGUAAGAAACAGUUGGAGGAGAACGCGAUGAGGACACUGAGAUAUACGGCCCUCCGUCGGACUGUCACCACCACCAACAAUACCGGCAUGACACGAGCGGACACGUGCUUGUCAACCAUGACAGUCCUCUAGACACAGAUCUAACCCUCACGAGACUGAAACAAUUCGUGACCUUUCCUCAAAUGGUGAGCGAUGGUUCUACUUAUGUACUUGACACUUGAUCUUUUCCCAGAAUCUAACAAGAAAGAUCAAACGCACACAUUCACAUGGUCAGCAACAAAAACAGAAAUGAGUUGCAACUUAGGGAAACAGUUACCAAAAGAUCUCACAUUUGCCAUCUAUGAAUCAAGGUAUCGAUUGCUUAAAAGCCUUACAUAUUAACACUUUCAAUAGGAAUAUAAACCAUGUAAUGAGUCUGAUCAAUAAAGCUAAUUAAAGUAUAUUGCCCUAAGAAAUGACUGGCAAGACAUAUGUGCAGACCAAUUCAAAUAGUUUGAAUUCUAGUUUACACACUAUGUAGCUGAACUCAUACAAUGCGUACCUACGCAAAAUAAUCAAACAUUCCAAAAGGUUUGGCACCUAAGGAACAUACUGAAUACAAACGUAAUGUGUUUUAGACAAUGACAAUAACGACCCAUAAGAUUUUGAGGCUUUCGAAGCGCUCAACAAAAGAAGUAAAUCUCACAUUGAUUACGCCGUCCGUGGUGUCUUUGUACAUUUUAAAUCACCUUUAGUAAGCAGAGAAAAACAACGGUCACAAAUUGAUUAAGUGUUUAUCAAAAUUAAACGGGCAUAAUUUGGGACCAGGGUUCAUUUACAGUAUAUAGAUGUCCAAAUUGAUGGAACGGUUAUUGAUUGUAUGUAUGUAGAAAAGAAAUUGAAUAUGUUGAGGAAUAACUGCAGGAACACUAACCAGGAUGAAGCUUGCGUCUCUGUCCCACAUUUAAGACCUUCCCACGACCCGGCUUUGAAUAUGACUUUCCCGACUUUAGUUUUUCAAAAUUCAUAGUCAUUUGGUGCAGAGGACAUUUAAAGACUUGUAGGCAUCUUCUCGUACCAACUCCCAGCCAUAGAUGACAUUCCUUACGACUAACUCCCUACGAUGGUCAGGGGAAUGUCGGGAGGCCAUGGUUGGCUGUGCGACAGUACAGAAGCUUGACCAAAAUCUAGCUGGAAUAAAACGACUACCUUUUAGAUUAGCCAAAGGAAAUUGUACAGAAUAUGUAGUUGUAAUAUUUUCUUAGACUACAGCACACAAUCUCAUACAAUCUCCAUUUCUCACACACACCAUGUAAAAGAGAUGACAUCAUAGAACCCCAUGGAUCUGUAUAGUUGAGGUGCAAUCUGUGUAUAUUUCCGUCGAUCAGUGACUGAUAUCCAUGUAAACUUUGAGUGAUACCAAAUGCCUUUGUGUAGAUUUUUUGGCGUGAUAGAUGGCAUCUCCGCAUAGAUACGACAUCCAUGUAUAGCUUUACCCAGGGUUUAAUCUUACAUGCUUACUACUCUUGAUUGUUUCAACAAAAUACUUUGAUGAGUACAGUCAAAUUGUGAUUUUGAAAGAAAGUACCUGUAUAAUCAGAAAAUAGACAAAACGAGUGAGGACCAAAACGAUGUCUAUAAUGUUAUGACUGCACUGCAAGAAAUGUCGGUGCCCUGUGAAAAGUUAUUGCUUUGAUUACUUUACGUCUUUGGACAAUACGGGCAAAUUGAUAUAAAAUGUGACAGUUACUCCACCGAGGUGACUUCCUGGGCUUUGUGAAAUUGACCGGUUACUGCCCAAUUGUGUACGAUAUUUGUGUGGACUUUUCAACCGAUUUGUGAUUGUCCAAGUGUACCAUAACAGCCUACAUGUGCCAUAAUGUCAAGAUGGGUAAUAUACUGUAUUUUGGCCAUGUUGUGCUGAGCAGUGUAGUAUGUGAAGCGAUGUAUGAUGAUGUACACAAAAUAGAUAAUUGUAGAAAUAUGUACUGAUCAGUAAGGCUUGCUGUUUUGUUAACAUACAUAUUCGAAGGACCAACUGUAAAGAUAGUCGUAUAUGCUGUAGUUCACUGUGAGAUAUAUUUCAUCCUUGUCGGAUCAGUGUAGUUUACUAUGAGAUAGAGAAGGUAUGUUAUAAAGUCAAGUUGUGUAUAGAAAUUCAAGAUAUGACUACCGCGUUGUAUUUAAAAUUAUAUUUUUGUCUAGUAAUUAAAUCUAAGAGAAAGUGUAAGGCGACCAUAUGCAUAUCACCAUGUAACAGAUAUACAUGUGUACUGGUAUACUAUAUUAUUACCUUCGCCAAGAAGGUUAUGUUUUCGGCAGCAUUCGUUUGUGCGUCUGUUCGUCUGUAUGUCUGUCAAUACGAAAACCCGAGAAUGCCUGGAUGGAUUGUUGAAAUAUUUGAUUUUGGCCCCUUAUGGAGAGGUUUUCUAUGGUACAGCAGUGGAACGUGUCGUUUUGAUAUCUCGUGUUCUGGACAUAAAUAAUCUCUUUUUGUUUAUCAAUAAUCAGACUCUAACAUUUCGGCUUCAAAAUGAUUGUCGGCAGAC